GGAGAGGAAAAAAUAUUUUUUGAAGAACAAUGACUACAGAAAAUAUUCUUGUCUGUUUGGGAAAAUUGUCGGAUCUCCUUCCGGGACAAGCUCCGAAACUGGGCUCAGAGUCUCAAGCCUCGAAGAAAACGCAAAGGUUCAACAUAUCUGAUUUUCAAGCAGAAGCACGUAAAAAACUGAAGUCUUAUUAAUUUCUGGAAUAUUCAGGCAUAUCGGGGACCACGCCCAGGUACAGAAAGCAAUAUGAAAGCCGAUGUGCGCACUUGCACCGUGGAUGCGCAGUAACCAUUCCGGAGCCAUCUUGGGGAUCAUUUGUAAUUGGACUCAUCGCUUACCUGAAUGGAUCGGUCGUUCGGUAUUGUGUGAAUAUUUUGUGUGUGUGACCAUGUGUUAGUGUGAAAUAUAUUGUGUGUUAUGUAGUGAUUUUUGAAUUUAAAAGUUCAGUGUAAAAUUUUUAAUCUUUCGCGAACAUAAAUGUUGUGUAUGUAAAAAGGAUUAUGACCGAAGAAAAAUUGGGAUCUGAGAGAUUUUGAAACUAUUCGGAACAAAGACAACAAAAUGGCUCCUUCAGAGUUCGGAAGACAAAAUGGCGGCGUCAUGAUUCGGCACAACAAGAUGGCGGACGGACGCUGAUGCGAAAAUGACGCAGUGGCAGUACGCAUGCGCGAUAUCGAUCCCAUGAAAGCCUUGCAGCGGCCAUUUGCAAAUUAUAUAAGCUGCGCCUAGACCAAAGACCAAAGCAAACUUGAGUGGUUGUUCGGAGUUUCAUUUUUGAAUAAGGUUCAGUACCUAUUGUGAAAUAGUUUUAGUGUGAAUUUCUGUGGUGCAUUCAUCUAAAGAUAGUUCUUUGUUCUUUUAGUUUGUAGAUGUAGAAUUGGGGAUAUUUCGGAUAUACGGAACUAUCAUAUUCGUGAUGAGGUGCCCGAGAUUGCUCAGAUGGCCGCUCUGAAAAUAUGGACCUCGCAAGCAGAACAGGGCGACCGCACCAUGCCAUGCGGGCAAGACCCCAUCAAACGCCAAUGUAACGAUGAAGAUUUUGGUACGAGGGCUUACCUCCUUCUCGCCCUGCUUGUGAGAUUACAUGGAAAACUUGAUCUUUAUGCUUCGCCAUCCCACUCCAGCUUCGAAGUCUUGGACCCCCAUGACCCGACGCUGAGUCGUUUGGCUACUCUACUCUUCAGGCGCACUAAUGACUACUUGCAAGGCGAAAUCGCAUGUGGUGGUGAUCACUACAUAUUGUUGGAAGAAAUCAACCGUUUGGCGAUCACCAAGUACACUGACCUGCGCAAUCUAGCUGUGAAUCUGAACCGGACCCUCACCGAAUAUAAUGACCUAUAUAGUAGCACCAUAAAACCGUUACUUUCUCAAAUCGACGAUAUCGACAUAAUGGUUGGGAAACUCGAGGAAAAUGCUUAUCGUUUGGACAGCUACACCAAACAGCUAAAGUCACGCGUCAAGGAAAUGUACGAGUCUAAAUGAGAAGCAUCAUGUGCUACCAAUAAUGUUGCAAACUACGAACCCAGCUCCAAUGAAUGAAUUGUUAAAUUUUACCUGAAUAGCUCUUUACAAUGAUGGUACGCAGACGGCUGUCAGCCUCAGGUGCCUCCCUUCGGCGCCUGAGGACUACACCGAUUUGAUUGCAAGACUAAAUCAUUAGAAAGUGAAUCUUUAGUAAUUUAGCCUUCUAAAAUAUACUUCGUCUUUUUCUCUGGUGUCAAUAUGAGCGGGAGCUCUCGUUUGUGGUAUAACCACGUGCCAAUCGCAUGUUAGCGGCGUGGCUGCUUGCGCCAAUCGGCGCCGAUUGACGUACCAUCGUUAUGAAAUCUAAAUUGGAAAUGUUCGACAAUGUGAUGUAGAUUCAUUCAUUCGACUGCGGUUCUAAGUUUGAAAUGUUUCUAACUUAUCGUAGGUUUAAGGGGACUCGUCUCUUUCGUAAAUAUGUGUCUAUUAUAGUAGUGGCAUAGCAACAAAAGGCAAGGCUCUAAGAUUGGGAAUAAAGAAACGAUAUUUGUAAAAAUGGGUAAGACCCGGGUAGCGUAAGAAAGCUUAAAAAAUACUUUCGACUUCAAUUCCUCGUUGCCUUUUGACAUUCUGAUCACUUGUGUAAAUUUUAAAUUCUUUGAAUACUGUAAAUAGGAUUCAGAUGGGAGUUACUUUGUGUACAUCUGGGGAGACGCGGAUACCAUAGGGCCUUGUUCACUUGUAGCUUGACAAGCACACCUAUCACCUGUAUACUUGCGUGUCACACGACUACGGGUUCACACUCAGCGGAAAGUGUUUGUACCGAUAUAAAGUACAUUUUUCUUUGUUAGUUUGAGCUUUUUUCAGUUGUUAUCCACAUAAAUGGAAUUGCAUUCUUGGGGCCUUACGUCUCAUGUUGCUCGUCCUAAUAUUAACGAUAUUUAGUCACGUGUAUCAAUUAUACUUUAUUGUGUAACCUGUUAAUAUAAGCGGAAUUACUUUGUUUGUCAGCGUCUGUUCGUAUAUGCUUGAUAACCAAACACCGGUGGUAUUUUAGGAUAUAAUCAUUAAGUGUGCUAUGCUAAAUCCUGUCGUAAAGGAUAUAAUAUAAAUCAGUAAUAGGUAUAUCGUAUCGUUCUAUAGGUAUAGCUUAGGAUGUUAGAAGUUAUAGGUACACCAUAUAGGACAUAAUCUAAGGCUUUUUUCAAUUAAGAUUUAUUAUAGGAAAUAACGAUUUAAUAUCUACAAAUUCUAUUUUACUAAAUGUCGUUUUCGGUCUUCUCUUUCGAUAUAUUCACGUCUUAGAUAUAAUUGUGCUACGAUCGAUACGGUGAUAAAGUAGUUUCUGGUAUAUUCAUUUUAUGCCAACUGUGCUAGAAACAGAAGGACUCUAAUCAAAUAGUGCUAGUUAGGAUCGAACCGAUAACCUCAAUUUAACCAGUAAGCAAAAAUAUGCAUAAGUAUAUAGGAUUUAAUAUAUCAAUGCUAGUGUUGAUUCGUUGACAACCCUUUGAGGUAUGAAUAGGGAGAAGUCAUUCCAACCAAAUGACCCCCAGUCACCCCCUAUGCAAACUGCAACCAUCUACCCUUACCGGAUUGUCGACCAAUAGUCAGAAGCAUUACUUAGUAAUACAUCUACUAUUUUUUAAGGGGAUGCAGGGGGUGGUCGUUCCAACUAAAUGACCCCUAAUGACCCCUAUCUAAAUUCCAGCUAUUUACCCUUAGGAAAUUGUUGAUUUAUUAUCAAUAACCCAAAUUAUAACAUAAGUUAGGUCUUACUUGUAUAUUCGAAAUUGUCAGCUGAAAACAGUUUAUUAGGAUUAGCUACCAAUGUACGCGCGUAGUAAGCGAUAUAUACGUGAGGAACCCGUAUAAUAAAAUAGAUGCAAUUUGAUAAAUUAUUCAUAGGUUAACUUUUUUCUCAUUAUAUGACGGUUUUUAAUAAUAAGCGUUAGUUAUUAUAAGCACAUAUUCUAAUCGUCUAAAUUAUGCAUUCAAAUUAGGUUAAAUUAGGGACGGCACAGAGGACACAUAUAUAUUUCUGUAGAAAAAAAAAAUAUAAUAAAAAAUACAAAAAAAAAUCUAUCGUAGCUUGUAUAAGUAUUCUUAGGUUAGGCAAUAAGUACUGAAAAGUCAGUCCUUAUGCAACGUUGCACCUACGGGUGUCAAGGUACGACAAUCUUAAACCUUGUGCUGUUAAGCAUCACGUUGUAAACACAGUGUCUCUUCCUUAAUAAAAAUAUAUGAAAACUUUGAAAUUGCUCUAUAUAAUAUACAAAUAGGUGUGUGUGCUAAUCGCUUUGUCACGCAUGAUAGCUUACUUACCAACUUGCUACAUUCUAUACCAUCCAAAUUAAGCAUCAAGCAAUCAAGCAAAUUAGUCUGGUUGACCGAUACACCACUAUCAACCAUAGUCAGCAUUGCCUUAACUUUUCAUCACAUAAAUAGGCGUCAACUUGUAUUGCUGCUUUAUAUAGCACCUAAAUUAAGUAUUCGGAACAAUAAAUCACCGUUCGAUAAUCAAUCUAAUAUUCUCAUUAAAUAAAGUAAUAGUAAACGGCAUCUCAUACUAUAGUGUAACAUUAUUACGUGCUACGUUCAAUGGCACCUAAAUUCAAAAUUAGCAACUAUAAAAUUGUAUUCAAAAUAAAGUGCACGCAAAAUUGUAAAAUGAACUACGGAGUUCUUUUUUUCCUAAAAUUUAAAAUCUAUGGUACAAUGGUACGUAAAAUAAAAUAUUUUAUCAUAUAACGUGUAUUAGCUACGCCUCAAGUAUAAAUUAUCUAUUUAGGCACAGGACUUUCAAAAUAGAAUAAGCAUUUAUAAAAACUAGCUCGUUAGCACCUAGAAUCGGCAGCAAAAAUCCAUUUUAUUGAGUAGUUGUAUGAUAUUAGAUAUGAGUAUAUGUAUUCGAUAAAUGUUAAGUCUAAAAUUUUCUAGCAUAGUUCUUUAUUCAAUUUUAUCUAAAUUUUAGGAAAGUAAGUCAUAUUCUUAAUUGGUAUUUCAAGAGGUUAGGAUAGGAUAUAAUCAUAGGAUAAGCAUAUAGUAAUUAUUAUUGUUAUUAAUAAAAAAUAUAGAUAAACAGCGCAUAUUUUUCUAAAAAAGAGAAAAAAUAAAAUAAAAAAUUAAGCGGAAUAUUUUUAUAGAUUCGUUGUUGUAUGUUCUGUCUGACUGCUCUUCACUUAUAUUCAACUCAUAAAUCGAAAAUAAUUAAAAUUACAAAUUAAAUAAAAAAAUACACUAAAUCAUGCGUACACCGCGGUUUAUAUAAGUGCACACGUCUCUCUACGCACUGAAAAUUAACUUUUCUAAAGAUAUAUUGUUGCACCUACGCUCUGUUGCACCUCAAGGCGAUACGAAAAAAAAAAUCCUUAACCUAACUUACUAAAUUAUAUGUCACCUUAAAACCAAUGUUUUAUGGCACCCAUUUUAGACUAUAAAACACGGUUAUUCUGAAAAUGUAUAAUAAUGUCAUAACUAGUAUAAAAAGAGUUUGAAAAAAAAAAUUGCUGUUUUGCACCUAAACCCGAAGGAAUCAGUAAUAAUCUCUAAAAUUCAAAAAAAUCAAAUAAGUAAAAUAAAAUCUUUUGUCUGCCAUGGUAAUAAUGUAAUCGGGAAACAUGACUUUCAUUUUGCGGUACGAUCAGCUAAAUUGUGCAUUUCAGAUGUUAACGAAAUUUAAGGGGUUUCCCAGCACGUCUAGAGUAUUUCUGCAAUUCGAAAAAAAAAACAUGUUCUUCGAUGUCUGGAACAUUACCUUGUCUCGAAAUUUUAAAACCGUGUUAAAUUCAUUAAAAAAAAUCUAAUACCUGUGACCGUAUUAACGUCUAGGAGUCAAGCUUAAAAGUAACGUUUAACUUAAAUAAAAAACAAAAAAAUAAAUUCGGAACAUUGGUUCAGGUAAUUACUUACUUAUGCCUUAUCUAUUUCCAUAUAUACUUGUUAUUUUAGGUCCUUAUAUCUAAUUAUAAUAAUACUUAUAGGUAGCGUAGACGAUAAUCAUGUAAUCUUUCGACUAAGUUUUAUUUGAAAUCCGUUAUUUCACCGAUCUCGUAGAAAACACCAACCGUAGGAAUAAGUAGUUCCACUAUUUUUCAAUUAUUUUUAGGUAAAGAUGAUGAAUAAAAUUGGCAUGCAGCAAUAGUACAAUUUAGGUAAAAAUACAUGAAAUAGUUAAUCAAGGUGGUAGGAGUAAGGAAAUGUAACUAUCUGUCGUUCUUCCUACAUUAUUUAAGAAUAGAUCAUGUUUAGGUGUUAGCGUCGAGAUUAAGAUCUCGACGGCGCAAAAUGUCUUUUCCAGCAAAAGUAAUAUGAGUAGAAUAUACACGACUCCGUACGAUAUGGAUGUCGGUAUAGUAGUGUUAUUAUUAGUGUAGUACCUGCACUUUUCACAAGUGUUUAGCUUAUAACGUUUGUCUUUCAAAUACGUAGUUAUAUAUUCCAUUCUCAUUAACUAUUCACUGCCUUUUUUAACAUUCUUUAUUAAUAAGCUAGUAGAUAACUUAUUUCUUGUAAUAUCCUUGGUUGGAACCAAGGGUAUCCAUGUGGGAGAGCCUAGCCAAUACCAUUCGUGGUUGCGGCUCGUAGAUGGGCUGGCUCGAGCCGGGUAAAGUACCACGCCUGCACAGAAGAUCGUGAGGAGGUGGCAUUUAUUGUCGUUUUCCGAUCGGUGAGUGCGGGUACCGGACGCCCAUUCCCCCCUCCCCUCCUAAAACCACCUUCCCUAUCCCAUUAAAACACCCCAUCCAACUCCGCGGGGACAAUUUAUUGUUCCCGAAAUCCCUCCCCUCCCCUUAGCAUUAAGUAGGUGUAGGUAGAUUUUAAGUAGGAUAAUCUUUUUUCGCUUUGACCCCUUUUUCAUAUCCGUUAGUGUCACGCUAGAUUGGUCCCCCUAGGAAUAGUGUAAGAUAUAGAACACUCCUUGCUGCGGAGUUGCAAGUUCCCGAUUCACUCAUGACUCACUGAAUUAGUGUAAAUAAAUAAGGCUUGCAUUCUUAUUUUGCGGUUUUCGAUAGGUAGGCUGCAAACUUAGAAAAUGAGACGUUUGAAGCUACAGCUUCACAUAGUUCUUACAAUUGCACCUAUAUUUUUUUCUAAAAACAACAUUUUCUUUUUCAAUUGGCACAGCUUUUUUAUUAAGUUCAACUAACGAAACUAAUUGGCAUAACUAGAAAUAUCUCACGAACAUCCAGAGAUUUUUUCUAAAUUAAAAUCGUAAGUUUUCUUUGCAUGUAUUUUUUAAUUACGCCAGUUAGAACCAGAGAUGCCUUGCAGAAGAUCUUGCAAUGUUACCACCAGUCACAACACCUACAGUACCGCGCCGAAUAAAAAAACUGGCUAAUUGUCCACUAAAAACCCAAACUCACGACUUCAUUACAAAGUUUGCAUUAAUUAGGAAAUUAAUUUAGGUAUUGCAUAUGCAUAGCUAGGUAUUAACAUAGGUUAAUAUACCACGCUCAUUUAUCCAUUCGGGUGAAAAGUAGCAGGUGUCGCCGUUGCGAGUAUAGCAGUAAUAGUUAGGCUAAUUAGGUAAGUUAGAUAGGUAGGCCUCAGCACCCUACCUGUAUCUUAGUUAUAAAGCAUAUAUAUAAAUUAAAAUAGGAGUGCUACAGUAAAAACCUCCAAUAAGGAGUCAGGCAUAUGUCAGGCGAUUAUAAAAGUAGUUGUAUAUUGCUAGGUAAGCAAUUUUUGAGUAAUUAUAUCAAAAUUAACUUAUACCUAUUAAAAUUAACUUCUGUUAAAAUUAACGUUUAUUAAAAUUAUUUUUCAUUAAAAUCGUUAAAUUUUUGUAAUGAUUUUCUCUCAUUUUUAUAACAUCGUUCUUUAGUUUAUAAUGGUCGAUGUAAACUUCCGGAUAACAUCGGGAAUUGGAAGGAUAGAUUAUGCGGCAUGACGUUAGUCUCUAUGGUCAGGGAAAAGGGUGGUAGGCGUAUUUUACGUACGUAUUUUUUGUGCGUUACUUUACGUAUCGUUAACUCACUUAUUCGUACGUUUCGUUAUUCGAUUUAAUUAUCGAUUUAAUAUUUAUUAAUUUAACCUCAGUUAAUUAUGGAGUUGGGUUCAUUAAAUUUCGGAUUUUAUUAUAUUUAUUAACUUAUGUAUUGAUACAUUCUAGUUAUAUUGUGUAUUAUUGAUUUAUGUACAAUUAUUAUUCAUCGCAGUAUUUGGGGUAUAUUAAUUUAUAAUACAUUUGUACUUUCUAAUAUUUGUUCAACAUCAUGAUUUCUCUUAUUAUAAGAUAUAAUUAGGCAGUUGAAUACAUAUAUAUUAUGAUAUUUUAUGAAGGUAUAUAGGUAAGUUACUCUACAUAAGGACAUAGGAUCAUUUACAACCGAUUAGCUGUUUAUAGUUUAUGAAUUAUAUAAGUAUAUUUAUAAUAUCUUAUAUCGUAUAGGUUAUAUAGUAUGCCCACGCGCACUAAGUCGCUGGGCUCCCAUUAUCGCAUGUAUGGCAGUAAUAGGUAAGCUACGGUAUAGACCCAAAGAGGUAUCGGUUAGCUUACUGUUAAGGUGUAUCGUAGGUACUUAAAUAUAUGCUAUAGGUAGGUUAUUAUAUAAAAAUACUUAAAUAAGGUUUAUUUUACACAUGUGUUUGAGUAGGUUUUGUCUAAGAUCUUUUAAAUUAUUGUAAAAUCAGUUCUUAAUUUCUUCGUCUUGCUUCCUUUAAUUUCCGAGGAGUUAGGAGUGGUUUAAAUGUGAAUGUAUUUUCGAUCUUGUACGAGCAGACAACGAAAGAUUUAUAUAUUUAAUUAUUAAAGAUAUAUAUUAUUUAUUUAUUUAGAGUCUUAUUAAUUUAAUUAAUUAACGGUUAAUUAAUUCAAGUUAAAAUUUGUUUCGUCGAAAUUUUUUUUGUACUUUUUUAUAUUCGAUUAUUGUCGUGUCAUCUUUAAAAUUGUUGUUAAUUUGCCGUCACGUUAUUUUAAAAUUAUAAUUAUGUUUAUAUAUGUAUUUGUUUAUUUGUUUAUAUAGAAUAAGUAGGAUAUAAGAUGUACAUUGCAAAGAAGUCUUUCAACCCAUUUUUAUUAGUAUGUAAGAAAGUGACCCAUUGAGAGUCCUAGGUAGGGAAUUAGAUGUUGAUUAUAGCAGUUAACUAGGCAUUAUAAAAUAUAUCCUUUUAGAUAUUAAGAAGGCGUCAAUCAUGGUUAAUCGUAAUAAGGUUUUUAUUAUAUUUUAGAUAUAAUAUAUUAAAAAUAGGCUCUUCUUUCAAAACAUAAUUAAGCUAUAUUAGGAUUAUAAAUUCUACUUUCAAAAGGCUUGAAAUUCGUAUGUUAUUUUCGGAAAAAAAAAAUAUAUAUAUAUUAUUUAUGCAUAAUAUUGAACAGUUGUUUUACAUAAGAAUAGUUUGGCAUCUGAAUAAUUAUGUACCUACUAUAAUAUUUUUCAACAUUCAGCACUCGUUAAAAUUAAACUUUUUCAUUAUUUCUAACAAAUUGUAUUUGGCUAUGUCUGUUUCAAAAAAAAAAACUAAUUAUAUAUUUUUAUAUUAUUCUUCUUAAAUUAAUAAUAAUAAAAUAAGGUGUGCACUAAACAAAAAAAUAAAUAUCUACUAUAAUAUUAAAAUUAAUUAUGUAUUAAAAAAAAAGCUAUUUUAAGAUACCAUUUUAUUUAGAGCCGAUUAUUAAUUUCUUUAAACAAAAAUAAACUUAAAAUUUAAACAAUAAAAUUUUAAAACAUUUAAAUUAAAUAAAUCUGUUUGAUCGAGAACUUGCAUGAAAGUGAGUCGAAAUUGACAUAGUUACCUGACCGGUCCAAUUUCCACCAAGCGACAUUUUAAAAUUAUAGGUACCCAUUUAUCAUCAGACUUACAAAUUUCAACAACCGAAUUUCAGGACAUUCAUGGUAAAAAUAAAUAAACAAAUCACAAAAAGGCAACGGGUUGCUAUGCCAGUUUCCAGUUUUUUUUUUGUGGUGGUAAAAUUGUACAUCGUUACAUUUUAUAUUUAAAUUGGAUAUUUAUUAUUUUAAUAUUGUUUUGGCCUAAAAGCUGUGUUAAAAGCCUCACACCCAUUAGUGAAUAAAAGCAAUGUAUUUAAUUAAUUAACAAUGUAAAUCUAUUUUUAUUACUAUCCUUAAGGCUCUUUACUUAUAUGUAAUUUUUUAUACAUAAGUAGUUUUAAAAAUGAUACAUUAAUUAAUGUAAUAUUAUGACUGUGUUUCGGAUGGCACGUUAAACUGUAGGUCCCGGCUGCCAGUGAACAUCUUGGGCAGUCGUUACGAGUAGUCAGAAGCCAGUAAGUCUGACAAUCAGUCUCACCAAGGGGUAUUUUGUUGCCCGGGUAACCGGGUUGAGGAGAUCACACAGGGCAGUCGUUCCUUGUAAAACACUGGUACUCAGCUACAUCCAGGUAGACUGGAAGCCGGCCCCAACGCAGUUGGGAAAAGGCUCGGAAGAUCAUGUUGAUGAUGAUAUAUUAAUUAAUGUAUUAUUUCGUAGUUGAAAAUAUUACAUUGAAUUGAAAUCAGUCACUUAAAGUCAAAUUCAAUAAAUUUAAAAUCCAGGUAUUACUACAAAAAAGUGACACAGACGUUCGUCACGUGUUUAAGGGAAAUGAACCAUCAUUAUAAAACGUGGUUUUAAGAAGUACCUGCUUUAGUAACGGGUUUAGUCCACUAUCUUUCGGGACGGUGGUUUAUUCCUGGUACAAAAGCUGGUACUUUUUUAAAACCACGGUUUAUAAUGAGGUGGUAUUUGUUUUUCUUAAAAACAUGACAAGCGCCUGUUAAACACCUGGGGCUUGAUUCUGCUAUUUUUUUUUAUAAUUUGUCAAUUGGAUAAUCAAUUGGCAAUGGAAUAUCAAUAGCAGUUUUAACCUUAGCGGGCAUUCUCCCACUAAUGUAGACCAAUCGCAUUCCAAUAACAUUUCAUUAGUUUGAAGAAAGAAAGAAAGCAAAUACAUUCACCGGUGUGACACAUAGAUAUACAAUUAAACAUACAAAAAAAUAGACAUUAAAAAUUAUAGCAAAAACUGAAAAUAAAGUAAAAUAAUACAAAACGAGAAGAAGGUACAUAACGGGAAAUAUGGGUCACACUUGGUUUGCACUUGGUCUGCCAUUGGUCUAUAUUUUAGUCUGCUUAUCGUAUUGCAACCGUUAAUCGAUUGCAGACGAUUUAAUACAUUAGUGAAUCACAGAAGAGGAUAAAAACGUUUUUAAAACCAAAUUAUAGUUACACUAAUUAAAACUUAAUAGAAUUUGAAUGUGCAACCGUAUAUCGAUUGCAGACAAUAUAUUGCAUUAUUAAAUCACAGAAAAAGAUAAAAACGUUUUUAAAACCAAAUUAGAGAGUUCUAAUGAGUAAUUAACUCAUUAAAACUCUUGGCAUUUGAACAGCAACACCUACAACUUAAGUAUUUGCGGAAAUCCCCAUAUGCUUCAAUCGUAAUUGAGUUGAAUUGGAUCUAAGUUGUAUAUCAAUCGUAAAAUUAGCAGAAUCAAGCCCCAGUUAAACAAGUUCAACAGGCGUUCGACAUCUCUUUAAGGAAAAUUCCCCAUACGCUUUUUUCUUAAACUAGUGACGAACUCACGUUUAACUUUAAUGUAGUAAGACCUGUUUUUUAAAUUGAAACCUUUUAAAUUGAUAAAAUUAAUAUCGGUAAUACAACGAAUUGUUUUUUGGACGAGACAACGUCUUAUUAUUCUAUGGAGCCUGCACGCACGAAAAAACAUUAGUCGUGCGGCGUUACCUUGCUAUGAGGCGUUGCCUCGCUAUGCGACGUUACCUCGCUAUGCGGCGUUACCUCGCUAUGCGACGUUACCUCGCUAUGCGACGUUACCUGGCUCUGAUGCGUUACCUCAUUCUGAGGCUUUACCUCGCUCUGAGGCGUUCCAUUUAAUGCUUGAAGUGCAAUCGAGAGCGCACAAAAAGGCACAAUCAGUCAUCGCGUACAGACGUUGUCACGUUCAACUAUCGUUAGUAAACCGACUUCACAGACAACCGAUUUAUAUAACUUUGACAUACAUUUAAACAAAAAAAUAUAAAUACAAAAUAAAAAUAUACAAAACUUCAAAAAAACGUGAAGAAGGUACAUAACUUGAAAUAUGCGUCACAUCAAUUGUGUAUAUGUAUUAUUAUUUAUGUAUAUAUUAUUUCAGAUUUUAAUGUGAUAGAUAAGUGAUGCUUUUGCACCAUCUAUCUAUGACACUCUAAAUAGCAUGGUUUUUAAACGUCAAUUUUUAAUAAAAUACUGCCGUUGUGUAUCGAUAUUUAUUUUACAAUUUUUAAGGCAUUCACGAAUUUGGCUGAAGAUGGACUGAUUUCAUUUCAUUGUAUGGUACUGCGAUAUACAGUAUAUACUUUAUAUACGCAUGAUACAUAUACGUAUAUUUAGUAUAUAAUCGUGAUCGAACGGACACUAAGUGCUGUAAUGUGCAUCAUUAAUAGUAUUUAUAGUAGCACGCCGAUUUAUCCGAAUUAAUUGGGACCGGGGUGGUUUCGGAUAAUCGGACAUAGACCGAUAAUGAAGAAAAACCAACUAACACCCUUAGAAUGAACUUUUUUAAAGUUUAACUAAACACGGUUCUACAAUAACGCGCAAUUGAAUUUCUCGAUCACAGUAAGUUGCAACUCCAUCAGGCCUUACAAAGAUAGAAAUUCAUAAUCGGCGUUCGGAUAGUCAGCAUUCUACUGUUUAUAUCUAUAUUAAUAUAAUUAUACAUAUUCUAUUAUAGUAUCUAGUAUAUUCUAUGGUUCUGCCCGCGAUCCGCGUUAUAUUAGGUAUAUUAUAUUAGGCCGAGAGUUCUCUUCUCGUAGGACAUAAGGACUAGAAUAAGAAGGUCGACUACCGUCGUACCGUUUUAGUUGGCUCUGAAAAGGAAAUAAACGUAGAUUUAAAAUAUCCACCUAACAUGGUGAUUAUAUGGUUAUCAAGCAUAGCAUGUAACAUUAGUAUUCUCAAUAUAAAUGUGUUUCACAUUCCUUUGAUUGGUAUUGGUAUAAUUAUAGAAUAGAUUAUAUUCACUACUUGAACUUUUAUCAUAGGAUCGUACAUUCUUGAUGUUUAAUGACGUUUUACUGUAUAAUCCAUGGAUUUAAUCAAUUACAAUAUCUGUGUUGUAGACGCUACAUGUUUUAAAUGAAUUACAUCUGAAUUGACUUUUAAAUUAUGUGUCUAAGUACUAAUCAUAAAGUAGACAGUUUGAUUAUUGGAAUAUUUAACUUGAUUAAUAUAUCUGGCUAUGUCUAACAGUUUUCGAUGUAACUUUACAAGUUAAUCACUGAAUAAAAUAUAAAUAAUAUCUCAAAUUGUAUGCUGUAGAAGUUACAGAUUUCAAAAUAAGAACGUAAAUGAUCGGAACCUCAUGGUGUCGCGUGGUAUGUCCUAGAUACAUCAUCAUCUUCUGAUCAAUUUGUCAGACUGUGCGGUAGAAUGACCAUUACCUAUAUGAUAUGCGUGUGGCGUACGGCAGGUGAUUCUGGCGAUGCCGAUAUCUUCCUAUACUCGCCAACCGACAUACUUUACAUCGAUUGAGCUACUCUGACUGGAACUGCUUUUGAAAUUGGAAACUGGUAUAUAACCUCCGCCGUCACGCCGAAGAUAAAAAAGUUCCACUUAAAAAAGGUUUUAUGGUGAACAGACUGUAUCACGGUUCAUAAGCAUAACAGCAUAUAUACCCGCACGACAUAAAAAUCCCACAGAAAAAUCGCAACACCGCAGUUAUCUACGCACCACCUUACUAGCGUCACCAUGGGGGAAAAUCCAAAUAAAAUAAUCAUGAAAAUAUUAAUAUUUAAAAACCAUAAAUUAAAGUAUCUCGAUGUCACUUAAUUAACAUCUUGUAGUAAAUUGAAGAAUUAUUGUGAACACCUAAAAUUACUUAUAACUUGGAAAUUUUAAAAUGAGUGUUAAUAUCCUAUCUCGUAGAAGUUAUACUUGUUCGAUCGUAUAUCUACUAGUGACAUUAUUAUAUAUGAAUGUAUAACAUCUUACCACUGAAAAGUACAUAUAUUCGAAAGAUAUUCUUGUCCACAGUAUUAAAGUAUGUUACCACCAGAAAGAAUGAAUGAUUUUCCUAAAACUUGUAAUAAUUGUUCAAAAUAUGCACAAAACUUUGUAUCGUCAGGAUUUUUUAUUUAAGUAUCUAGAAAUAUGAUAUAACUAACUACAAUUUACAUUUGUCAAAAAUACAAAAUAAUAAAAUCACGAUUGUAUGUUUAUAUUUCUUGUUUUAUCACUAAAACUAGGAACUUAAAAUCACCACUUCAUUUUCAAAACAUGUGUGUUUGUAAAAUGUCAAAUUAAUGUGCCGAAAUAUCUGGAACUUGUCAAUCAAAACAUGUUAUUAUUAUUUAAGUUACAGUUUAUUUUAACACAAGAAAAAACAAUUUUGAUUGCAACAAGAAGAAUAAUAAUUUUAUUUCCACUUUGGAAACCUUGUAUAUUAUUUUUAAUAAUAAAAAAACAACUACAAAAUUAAUAUUAAAUCGAGGUGUGUUCAAAGCUUUACCCGAGGAACGUUAAGGAAACUGUUACAUCAUUCGGCUGAAGGCUUUCCAUCUUGAAAAAAAAAAAAAAAAAACUAGAAAAUUCCAAAAUAUAAUUUGGAUGCUCAACGGGCCGGUAAAGUUUUUGAACAGAUUAACAUCAUUCGAUGUCGAGGUAACAUUUGAAAAAUGUGAAAAAUUAUGUUUUUGAAGUCAUAAAAAAAAAAACUUUUUGUAUGUUAGAUAGGCACCCUUCCCUAUUGGGGAUGUUAGGGUCAUGACUGUGGUUUAAUUAGGUAACUUUAUAUGGCUCCUUUAAAAAGGACACUUUAUACUUAUGCUCUGUCUAGGAUAUUCUAUAGUGAACUAUUUCUGAAAUAAAAUAUUGGUGUGAUAACUUCAA
Molecule: messenger RNA, 14284 nt
Organism: Helicoverpa zea (corn earworm)
Lineage: Eukaryota; Metazoa; Arthropoda; Insecta; Lepidoptera; Noctuidae
Gene: Blos2
Product: biogenesis of lysosome-related organelles complex 1 subunit 2
Exons: 5
Coding region: 937-1479 (180 amino acids)
Biological process (GO): endosomal transport; lysosome localization
Cellular component (GO): BLOC-1 complex; BORC complex; gamma-tubulin complex
Molecular function (GO): gamma-tubulin binding
Source: RefSeq, a predicted model, not a curated record